AACUUUGCAUUUAUUCUUCUUUGGACACGCAGAUGGAAGGACGUGCACUUAGUGAUAAAAGUUCUUCAGAAAAAAACUCCAAAGUGUCUUCAUUGUAGUCCAGCAUGUGUCCACUUAAGGUUUAAGAGUGUGGUCUCCAUGGAAAGCACAGACACGAUAUUUGCACCAUCUGAAGACUGAUGUUACAGAGCAGUUGGUCAUUUAGACUUCCUGAAAAGCUACAGAAACUGAAUUUAGUAUUUCCACCACAACAGAAGCUCACAAUGAAUUCUACAGAAGACUACAAUCUAGAUGACUAUCUCUACUCCAAUGACGUUGAGGAGGAUUCUUUUUGGUCUAAGGGGAUGAAUAUAUUCUCAGUGGUACUUUAUAGCCUCAUCGUUGUCUUGGGCAUACCAGGUAAUGCCAUUGUCAUUUGGAUCACCAUUCUGAAACUGAAGAAGACCGUCAACACCACUUGGUUUCUCAAUCUAGCAGUGGCCGACUUCAUUUGCUGCCUCUCCUUGCCCUUCUCGAUUGCCACUAUUCUUCUCAAAAACACUUGGCCAUAUGGCAGCACUCUGUGCAAGAUUAUUCCUACCAUCAUCAUAUUAAACAUGUUCUCCAGUGUAUUUAUCUUGACGCUAAUUAGCAUUGAUCGAUUUCUUCUGGUUACCAAGCCAGUGUGGUCACAAAAUAACAGAACUGUCAGAUGGGCGAGACUGCUCAGUGGUGCUGCCUGGUUUUUGGCAGCUUUGAUGUGCCUGCCGAUAGUCAUCCACAAAGAAGAAAAGUUCUUUGAUGAUGUAAACAGUACCUACUGUAUAUAUAAUCAAACCCCACAGUCCAGGAAAGCCGUGGUGUUCACCAGGUUAAUAUUUGGGUUUCUGGUCCCUUUCUUCAUCAUCUGUGUAAACUACACUCUCAUAACACUCAAAGUGAAGAACAGCCAAUUUGGCAAAUCUCGUAAGACAUUCAAAGUCAUCCUGGUGGUAAUUGUUGCCUUUUUUAUUUGCUGGACCCCCUAUCACAUCAUCGAUAUCUUGAACAUUCAGGAUAUGAGUGAAGAAAUGGCAGAAACCAUAGUGCUCUUUGACCAUUUUACCAUCUGCCUUGCCUACUUCAACAGCUGUCUCAACCCUUUCCUCUAUGUCUUCAUGGGCCAGGAGUUCCAGAGUAAAUUCAAAAAGUCGCUAAGCAAAUUACUAGAAAGUGCUUUCAGUGAGGAACCCACAGGUUCAACCUCAUAUUCUAAAUCUAGGAAAUCUCGAGACGAAAGCGUGGCUGAAACGGCACAGUAGCUGCCAGCUCAGCUCUUGAUUUCCUUCUCACUUUGUCAACACUGCAACUCAGCAGACAAGCCUCUUCUGCAACAGACUUCUGCAAUCAGAUGCUUUGAAAUAUUUCAUAAUUGCAGCACAUUCUGCAGAGCAGGCAGCCUUAUUUCAAAUUUCAUGUUCAGCGCUGCCUUGGUAUGUUUUUUUUGGCUAACAAAAAUGAACAGAUAUGUUACAAAAGCAAUGGAUGCCUGGUGUACACAGAUGAGACUUUAUUGUUUUUACUUGAGAAAAGUUA
Molecule: messenger RNA, 1554 nt
Organism: Erpetoichthys calabaricus (reedfish)
Lineage: Eukaryota; Metazoa; Chordata; Cladistia; Polypteriformes; Polypteridae
Product: C3a anaphylatoxin chemotactic receptor-like
Exons: 3
Coding region: 180-1280 (366 amino acids)
Biological process (GO): positive regulation of cytosolic calcium ion concentration; inflammatory response; phospholipase C-activating G protein-coupled receptor signaling pathway
Cellular component (GO): plasma membrane
Molecular function (GO): complement component C5a receptor activity; G protein-coupled receptor activity
Source: RefSeq, a predicted model, not a curated record